This is a messenger RNA of Wickerhamiella sorbophila, 837 nucleotides long. RefSeq names its product putative ABC transporter ATP-binding protein C20G4.01. NCBI's taxonomy places the organism in Eukaryota, Fungi, Ascomycota, Dipodascomycetes, Dipodascales, Trichomonascaceae. Bases 1 to 837 code for a protein of 278 amino acids. Gene Ontology annotation, molecular function: ATP hydrolysis activity; ATP binding. The record is from RefSeq and is a predicted model, not a curated record. The transcript has a single exon.
AUGAUUGAGACUGAUGGAUUGUUCUAUGUAUUUGGCGAUGGAACAGUUGGGCUGCAGGACAUUAGCUUGAAUCUGCCCACUGGCUCCAGGACUUUGUUGAUAGGCGCCAAUGGCGCCGGAAAGUCCACGCUUCUCCGGAUUCUGGCCGGCAAGACCCUGGCUAAACUGGGUAAAACCACGGUUGACGGCCGCGAUCCGUUUCGUGACGGAUUGCAGAACGCUACUUAUUUAGGUACAGAGUGGGCAUCCAACCCUACGGUGCGGCGAGACGUGCCAGUGACGCUGUUGAUUGCAAGCGUUGGUGGAGAUGCCUACCCGGAGCGUCGGGACGAGCUGGUCGAUAUUCUAGACAUUGACCUGACCUGGCGUAUGAAUGCUGUUUCGGAUGGCGAACGGCGCAGAGUCCAGCUGUGCAUGGGUCUAUUACGGCCGUGGACGUCGUUGUUUCUGGACGAGGUCACCGUCGACCUGGACGUGCUUGUGCGUCACAGGCUGCUCGAGUUUUUGAAAACAGAAACCGAAACACGCCACUGCCAAAUUGUUUACGCUACACAUAUUUUCGAUGGCCUUAUGGGCUGGCCCUCCCACAUCGUGCAUAUGCAUCUUGGGCAGGCCCUCGAAGCGGCGACCACAGAAGCAGUUCUUAAAAAGUACCAAAACAGCGGUCCGAACUCCAGGCUUUUACAGGUCGCUUUGCAAUGGCUGCAAGAGGAUCUAACCAGAAGAGGGCAGCGGCAAAAGCGUACAUGGGAGGAGGUUCGCGGCACGGUCGACGAGGGACUUGACCACAGCGAGAAGUUUGACAAGUAUUUUAAAUUGACCCGCGGCAGGGAGUAG